CGAUUCCCGAUUCGCGAUCCGACCACCCGGACACAGCACCUUGACGGCCACACAGCAGGGUUUGGGAUUUUAACAAGGGAGGGACUGAACCGAAAGCCGCAAUAUCUCGCGCGACAACUUAAUUACUCUGCGCAUAUCCGAAACCUCCCAUCUCGGAUUCCAUCUACAAUACCCAGCAACCAACCCGAUACCCCAAUCUUCAAAAUGGCCGCCAUGACUGCUGCUGCCGCCCCCGCCAUGCGGCUCUUCAACCCCUCGACCUUCUUCCAAACCCUCAGGACACAGCGCUUCGGUGUCCCCGCCCUCAACUUCGCCGUGCCCGCCGCCGCCAUCUCGCUCCUCCCGUCGAUACCGUCGCUGCUCGAGGACAUCUGGGAGGGCAUCCUGCGCGCCGUGCCCAAGAAGAAGACGUCGCACAUGAAGAAGAGACACAGGCAGAUGGCCGGCAAGGCGCUCAAGGACGUGACACAUCUCAACCGGUGCCCGGCUUGCGGCAACCUCAAGCGGAUGCACCACUUGUGCUCCACCUGCCUGGGAAAGCUCAAGGGUUUCAUGGACCGUAAUGGUGGCAGCAACGCCAAGGCCUACUAAGCGGCGUAUGUUGAGUUGGAGAGGAGAGGGAGGAUGAUGGGAUCAGGGCAUGUGAUAAUGCCCGGGGAAAGAUGGCACUUGACUGUUGCUAUAUCCGUCCCAUACCACACAACAUCUGUGUACGAUCUAGGUGUCCAUGUGUGAAGCGAGACAAUGUAUACUAUUCUGUACAUAUACCAAAAGUGUCCGCGCCGGUAUCACUGAAAAGGGCACCGGUAGCGUUCCCAGGAUAUCGAUGAUACCACAUAACUUUGGGCUCAACG
Neurospora tetrasperma FGSC 2508 is the source of this 854-nucleotide messenger RNA. RefSeq lists its product as uncharacterized. Gene Ontology annotation, molecular function: structural constituent of ribosome. The transcript has 2 exons. Bases 205 to 591 code for a protein of 128 amino acids. The record is from RefSeq and is a predicted model, not a curated record. Gene Ontology annotation, biological process: translation. NCBI's taxonomy places the organism in Eukaryota, Fungi, Ascomycota, Sordariomycetes, Sordariales, Sordariaceae. Gene Ontology annotation, cellular component: mitochondrial large ribosomal subunit.